Molecule: messenger RNA, 2466 nt
Organism: Nerophis lumbriciformis (worm pipefish)
Lineage: Eukaryota; Metazoa; Chordata; Actinopteri; Syngnathiformes; Syngnathidae
Source: RefSeq, a predicted model, not a curated record
AUGGAGCCGCCCCCGGGCCCUGUCCUUGGCCCCGGAGCCCCGCCCCUUUCGGCCCUUCCUCAGCGGACACCACCGACGAGCAUCCAGUCUGCAAAAAAGAGUCGCCGGUUUGCCCACUCGGUCCGGAUUGCCGCUUUUCCCGAUCAGGCAGGCAGGCAGGCAGGCAGGAUGAGCGCGGCGGCGGUGGUCGACGGCUGCUUCCUGUCCGCCCUGCAGCCCAAUAACUCGUCCCGCACCGCCUACGCGCUGCCCUCGGACGGCCCGUGCUCGGACGCCGGGGCAAAAGCGCGGAGGGUCCGGGAGCAAGUUCGCCUGCGCUUGGCCGAAAAGAAGUCGCCGUCGAUGGGGAGACUAACGGACGACGACGCCCUGCUCGGACCGACAGUAUGCGAGUACAGUCUCCCCGCCGCGAGAAGCUUCAGCUCCAGAUCGAUGAUCCACACGCCGACCCGGAUCAUGUCGGUCCCCACAACGGCGACGGGGUCGCGCGGCUUCUCGUCUCGCUCUGCGGUGGAGACGUCGUCGGUGGUGCGCGCCAGCGUGGCGCAGAGCAGCUUCCAAAGCCGCAGCCGCCGCACCAAGUCACUGUGCCAGGCCGAGACGACGGAUCAGGGGGCGGUACCGCCUCCGCCCCUCUACGCCGGCGCCCUCCGGCGCACCCUCAGCGGCACGCUGGCCCCUCGGGGAUCGGGAGUGAGCUACUGGGCCGAAGAAGAACCCCCCGUCCACUUCUCAUACAAGGGCCCGUCGCACCGCACCAUCAGCCGCAUCGCCAACCGGCAGCAGCACGGCACUGUCUACAGCCAGGACGGUUGGGGGGGUGAAGCCUGUGGGGGUCAGCACGUUCCACAGUGGUACGUCCACCGCCCCGCGCGCACUCUGGCCUACCACGCCUCGACACAGCACGCUGCUGCCGCCGCGCAAAGGGCAGCGUCCCUUCACCGGGCCGCAUCCCUGCGGAGCGUCAGGAGCGUGGGAAAAGGAUUGGAUGUCCUGGAUGGAGCGUCCGUUCACAGCAACGACCGCCUAGGAGGGAUGCAAGGUCUAGACCUGCACACUGCCGUCAGGUAUCUGUCCGAACCCGACUCGGCGUUGCAGAUUCUGGGCGCCGCCUACAUUCAACACCAGUGCUACCAUAGCAACGACUGCAAAAACCAGGUCCGCCUUCUCCAUGGCAUCCCCCUUCUGGUCGAGCUUUUCUCAAGCGACAACCUGGAGGUGCAGCGCUUUGCCACAGGCGCCACGCGCAACCUAAUUUACGAGAACGCCGACAACAAGGUGACGCUCAUCGACGCCGGCGGGGUGGCGCGACUGGUCGCCGUCUUGGGAGAACCGGAUGAGGAGCUGCGGAAGAACAUCACAGGAGUGCUGUGGAAUCUGUCGUCCCGGGACAACCUGAAGGAGAAGCUGUGCAGGGAAGCUUUGUCGGAACUCAGCAGCAAGGUUUUGAUCCCUCUCUGUGCCAGCGUCCCCCUCAGUCCAUCCGAGAAGGACAUCUUCAACAACACCACCGGAUGCCUCAGAAAUUUGAGUUCGGUGAACCAGAGGACCCGAGAGAAGAUGCGGGACACCUCGGGUCUGGUGGACUCGCUGGUGUCUUACAUCAAGCAGGAAGUCAGCGCUGACGACAAGGGUUUGGAGAACUCUGUAUGCGUGCUGAGGAAUCUCUCCUACCAGCUGUACUCUGAACUGCCACACUCGGUGCGACUCCGCCUGGAGGGUCCCACCAGAGGCUCCGCCCCCAGGGACGCCGAGGCCAUCGGCUGCUUCACCAUGUACAGCAAGAAGAACGCAGAGCAUCAGCGCAACCAAAGUCUGGCCAUCCUGUCCGAGGUGUCGCGAGAACCGCAUGGCGCAGAGUGGCUCUGGCACCCGCGGGUGGUGACGCUGUACAAGCAGGUUCUCCAGAACGGAGGCGAUACCACCUCGGCCAGCAGGGAAGCGGCUAUCGGGGCGUUGCAGAACCUCACCGCCGGAGACGUCAGGUGGUCAUCGGUGUUGAGCGUAGUGGUCCUGGAGCAGGAGAGGAUGCUGCCCACCCUGCUAGACCUGCUGGACACCGACAACGAGGCUGAGCUGCGACCGCUCACCGCCCUGCUCAGGAACCUGGCCAGACACGCGCCAAACAAGGACCUCAUUGCCAAGAAUAUGGUGAACGUCCUGGUGUCCAAGCUGCCCGCGGACGGCCUUCAGAAGACGCCGUCAAGCGAGACGGUGGUCAACAUGUGCGGCGCCCUCAAUCACCUGGUCACCUGCAGCUCCCUGGCGGCCCGCGACAUCUCAUACUUCAACGGCUUACCCAAGCUGGUAGGCAUCAAGACGGCCCACGACAACAGCUCCGGAGGUCUUAAAGCUUCCAGAGCGGCGUCUACUGUCCUAUGCAACAUGUUCCAGUACAGUAAGCUGCACAAAGACUACAAACUGAAAGGAUUCGCCCGUCGAGAUUUUGCCGACGCCACCAUCUAA